This is a messenger RNA of Aureococcus anophagefferens, 2496 nucleotides long. RefSeq lists its product as hypothetical. Lineage: Eukaryota; Pelagophyceae; Pelagomonadales; Pelagomonadaceae. The transcript has 2 exons. The record is from RefSeq and is a predicted model, not a curated record. Bases 116 to 2260 code for a protein of 714 amino acids. Gene Ontology annotation, molecular function: microtubule binding; ATP binding; microtubule motor activity. Gene Ontology annotation, biological process: microtubule-based movement.
GGACAGAGCUCGCUCUAAGAGCUCGCGCGGCCGUCAAUCGUCAAGCUGCAUCCCCAUUUAUGGUCCAAGGUCUUAACUGGCCGCUGACUAUCCUGUCCGGACGUGUGAGCUAAAUAUGCCCAGUGAGAGCGUCAAGGUAGUCGUUCGAGUGCGCCCGCUGUCCCGAAAGGAGCAGCAAGAUGGGCAUAUCGCGACAACUGUGGCGGAGGAGGCGCAAGGCACCAUUACUUGUACCAACCCGAAGGCCGAUGCGUCGGACCCACCCAAAUCAUUUACUUUUGAUGCGGUUUUUGCAGCAAACUGUACACAGAAGUCCAUCUACGACAAGUGCGGUGCUACGGUCGUCGAGGCUGUGCUCAAUGGUUACAACGGAACUAUAUUCGCAUACGGUCAGACAGGGGCAGGGAAAACUUUCACCAUGGAAGGCGUCCCGGACCCCCCUGAAUUGCGCGGUAUUAUUCCCAACGCUUUCCAACAUAUCUUCGAUAAGGUUGCAGUUGCCGAGGAGCAUCAGCACUUUCUCGUGCGCGCAUCCUACCUCGAAAUUUAUAAUGAAGAAAUUCGUGAUCUUUUGUCAAAAGAACCGAAGAACCGAUUAGAUUUAAAAGAAAAUGUAGACUCUGGCGUUUACGUGAAGGAUCUUACCUCGUUUGUGGUGAAAUCAUCGCAUGAAAUUGAUCAAGUAAUGCAGGCAGGCAAGAAGAAUAGAUCGGUGGGCGCGACGCUUAUGAAUGCUGGUUCUUCGCGAUCCCACGCCAUCUUCACCAUCAUCGUGGAGUGCGCAGAGGUGGAUGAAAAACGUGGUGAGCACAUACAUGUGGGCAAAUUAAAUCUUGUUGACUUGGCCGGCUCGGAACGUCAAGCGAAGACAGGGGCCACAGGCGAUCGGCUGAAGGAAGCAACGAAGAUAAAUCUGUCCCUGUCUGCACUAGGGAACGUUAUUUCGGCCCUAGUAGAUGGCAAGUCGCAGCAUAUUCCAUAUCGUGAUUCAAAGUUGACUCGUCUACUACAAGAUUCAUUGGGCGGAAACACAAAGACGGUGAUGUGCGCCAAUUGCGGUCCGGCAGGCUAUAACUUCGAUGAGACAAUUUCUACACUCCGGUAUGCGAAUCGUGCAAAGAACAUCAAGAAUAAGCCAAAAAUUAACGAGGACCCGAAAGAUGCUAUGCUGCGGGAAUUCCAAGAUGAGAUCAAACGACUUAAGGAGCAACUGGCGAGUCAGGGCUCGGAUGGCUCUGGCUGUGGCACUGGCGAGGGUAAGAUAGUCACUGAACAACGAGUGGUGGAGAAGGUUGUUGAGGUUGAAAAAAUUGUUGAAGUACAAGGUGCAGCGACAGAAGAGGAGCUUGCCGAGCUCAAGGCAGCAGCUAACAAAGAGACUGAACAAAUGCGUCGUCAAGCGGAAGCCGAGAUGAAGGAGGUGUUGGAUUCCCAGACUCGCACCACGAAAGAGCGAGAAAAGCUAAAACAGAAGCUCGAUGCAGAGGCAGAUCGUGCAGCACACUCGGAGAAGCAGCGCCUCACUCUUGAAAAGAAGUUGCAAUCUAUGCAGGAAAAACUCAUGCAGGGUGGUAAACUCCUAGACAAGGCGGCGAAGCAGGAGGCCAUGUUGCGUCGCGCUCAGCUCGAACUGGAGGAGCGGAAAGAGCAGGAGCAGGCUCUCGCUCGUCAGGUUCGUGCAAAGGAGGAAGAUAUUUUUGCGCUUGAGGAGAAAUAUGCUACAAAACAGGACGAAGCCGAUGACAAAACCCGAAAGCUCAAGAAGCUCUGGCAGCGGCUUCAGACAUGCCAAGGUGAGGCACAUGACAUGCAGCAAGAGUUUCAGCGCGAACGCGAGGAUAUGCUUGACACCAUCCGCCAACUCUCCCGGCAGCUCAAGCUAAAAGAACUACUGAUGAAUAACUUCGUGCCUCCCGAGGAAGAGAGAAAAUUUGAGCGACAUGCGAUCUGGAAUGAUGAGGAAGACACCUGGGCAAUCAGAGGGGUCGAGUUUGCUGGCAAUCGCAGACGACCCAAAGUCGGGAACUCCUGGCGCCCUGGCUCAGCCAUUGGCCGUGGGCGCGACCGGCCAGAUGCAGAAGAUGCGACAUCUGGUAAACUUACCCCUACCGGCCUGCCAAACCCGUACCAACAUUACACGAACGAUGAUGCAGACAAGACUACACUGGAUGGUAACGAAAUCGAAGACCGUUCACGCAUCAAGACGAGACCCAAGUCUGGUCGACCGACAACUGCAUCCAGGCGGCGCAAGGACGGCUAAGUGGCAACUGGCGAAAUUUCAGGACUGACCAGACUCUUUUGCUUGUGCAGCGGGCUCAACUGCAGAUCUGGGCGGUGCUUACAGGACCGCAGUCUCAUUACAUAAUACAGGGUCGGCGAACUUAUAGGGGGGCGGGCAAGCCAAGGGCGCGCAGGGGUGGACAUAAUAAAAAAAACCGCGCGCUUAAGGCCCCAAGCCUGGUGCUAUCUCCCAUAUAGAGGAUAGUAAUAUUUAAU